AGCUGGAGUUCGGAGAGGCUGCUUCAGAACCUCCUCCUGGUACCAGAUGGCUCUGAAUACGCUGCUUCUGCUGUUCCUCAGCACGGCGAGCAGAGUUGUAGGAUUUGGAAUAGAUCCUGACUUGCAGAUCGACAUCAUCGCUGAACUGGACUUGGCAAACGCCACUUAUGGACUAAGACAGACCACAGGCCUACACAACAACAGCAAAGCUUUCAUUUUUCGAGAUGCACAGAGAGCCGUCCACGCUCCAUCACGGAUUACAGACAAAGUGCUGGAGAUGUUCAGGAGCAAAAGUGAGUUUACCUUCAUGGCCUCCAUCCAGCAGAAAGCGUCCACCUCUGGAGUCCUCUUCUCCAUCCAUGAGUCUGAGCACAGUUAUUUUGAGCUGGAGAGCAGCGGCCUUCGGGAGGAGAUCCGCUACCAUUACCGCCACAACGGAAAACCGCGCUCGGAGACCUUCCCUUACAGACUGGCCGAUGGUCAGUGGCAUAAAAUUGCCCUGACCGUCAGCGCCUCUCACCUGCUGCUCCACGUGGACUGUAACAGGAUAUACGAGAGAGUGAUAGACCCUCCACAGAUGGACUUGACGGCAGGCAGUGGGAUCUGGCUCGGUCAGCACAGUCACAGACAUGGACUCUUCAAGGGCACCAUGCAAGAUGUCAAAUUUGUUUUCGCUCCAAAUGGUUACAUCAUGCAGUGUCCCAACCUCAAUCGCACUUGCCCAACUUGCAGCGACUUCCUCAGCCUCGUACAGGGCAUCAUGGACCUGCAGGAGCUUUUGGCCAAGAUGACGUUGAAGUUGAACUAUGCAGAGUCCAGGCUGAGUCAGUUGGAGGGCUGUCACUGUGAGCGGACCUGCAGCGUGAACAAUGUGGUUUAUCGGGACAAAGAGCUUUGGACUGAACCAGAAAACUGCAGGACCUGCUCUUGCAUGAACGGUGUUGUGGAGUGCCGGAGAAUAUUCUGUCCUCCUGCCAACUGUUCAGAGGAUUCUCUCGCUGUACAUGUGGAGGGGACGUGCUGCAAGAAGUGCCGACCUAAAUGCACAGACAUGGACCGGACUCUGUCAGAAGGACAGCGUGUUUUGCUUCAGGGCUGCAAAGAGUGCAAGAACGGUCUGAUGCUUCCAGUGACAGAAAGCUGCCCAAUUCUCAACUGCACAGUGAAAGAGCAGAUUCUCCCGGAGAACAGGUGUUGCAACGUCUGCAGAGGUCAUGAUUUCUGCGCAGAGGGAAUGCUCUGUGGAGAAAACUCUGUUUGCAAAAACCGGAAUAACAAAGCAGAGUGCGAGUGCAAGAGCGGCUACGCUUCGAUCCACGGGGACUCCACUUACUGCGAAGAUAUAGACGAGUGUUCCACUCAGAUGCAUUACUGUCAGGCCAACACGGCGUGCGUGAACCUGCCGGGUGGGCAUCGCUGUGACUGCCUGCCCGGAUUCACCAGGGUGGACGACUUCUCCUGCACAGAGCGUGAUGAGUGCACCGGUGGACAGAGUCUGUGUGAUGAAAACGCCAUCUGCACCAACACCGUCCAUGGCCACCUGUGCACCUGUAAGCCGGGCUACGUGGGAAACGGCACCAUCUGCAGAGCGUUCUGUGAGGAAGGCUGUCGCAGCGGAGGAACAUGCGUGUCCCCCAAUACUUGUGUGUGUCCGUCAGGCUUUACGGGACACCUCUGUGAGACAGACAUUGAUGAGUGCGCUGAAGGUUUGAUUCAGUGCCAUAACGGCUCACGCUGCGUGAACCUGCCCGGCUGGUACCACUGCCAGUGUCGCAGCGGUUUCCACGACAACGGAUCUUACCUGCUGGAUGGGAGCUCAUGUGUGGAUGUAGACGAGUGUGCGACACAGACACAUACGUGCUGGAACGACUCGGUGUGCGUGAACCUGCCGGGAGCAUUCGACUGCGUGUGUAUCGCCGGCCCAGAAUGCACUGGCGACUGUGUUCAAGACGACGGGCUGAAACACAACGGGCAGGAGUGGAGCCUCAGCCAGGACUCCUGCUCUGUGUGCACCUGCAAGGACGGGCGGGUGUUCUGCAGGCGGAGAGAGUGCGACUGUGAUGACCCGGCGGUGGAUUUGUUCUGCUGUCCAGAGUGUGACACGCGUCAAAGCAGCCAGUGCUUACACCAGAGUGGACACACACUGUACCGCAGCGGAGACUCAUGGGUUUACAACUGCCAGCAGUGCAGAUGCCUGGAGGGUGAAGUGGACUGCUGGCCGUUGUCCUGUCCGGUGUUGCCGUGUGAGUACACUGCUGUGUUGGACGGAGAGUGCUGCCCUCGCUGCGUUUCUGACCCCUGCCUGGCUGAUAACUUUGCCUUCGACAUCAGGCAGACAUGCCGCGACCCGAUGGGCAUCACCCGGCUGAGCGGAGCAGUCUGGACCACGCCCACUGCCCCCUGCACCACCUGCACGUGCAAGAACGGCAGCAUCUGCUGCUCAGUGGAGCUGGACUGCCUCCAGAACAACUAGCCAGCGUAUAUUCCUUUUCUUUGGCCCGCUUCGUACCUCCUGGACUCCACGGAUCAUCAGAAGCCUCGGGAGUUUUUUUGUUUUUUUUCUGUUUUUUCCUCUUUCCAGACCCACUGUUACCGCCAGUUCCCUCUUUAUCCAGAAUGAUUUUUGUUUUCUUUUGUUUUUUUUUUUUAACCCCCAUUUUGCACCAUUUCUGUUGAAGCAGAUGGGAGCAGACUGUUGCCAAAGGCUUCGCAGGAGGAGAGGCAGUGGCCUUUGAACUAAAACACUAAGACUGAAGAGAAAUCUUAUUAUACCAGGAGUCCCACGGGCAUCCAGCCACUCUCCACUUGUGCGUGUGUGUGUGUGUGUGUAUGUACGUGUGUGUGUGUGUGUGUGUGUCCUAAAAUCAGGAACAAAAAGUCUCUGGACAAACCGAGCAACACUGGUGGACUGUGAACUGUCCGAGAUUUGUACAGUAGCCAUCGUCCUGUCCGAAACAAAACAUUUUUCACGUCGUCGUUUGGUGGAGUAAUGAUGUGCUGGAUCAUUUCUGGGCAACGCGACACGCUUACUCUCUCACGCUUUUCUAAAGUUGCUGCACUUUCACAUGUUAAGGGCCACAACAUGAUGGUUUAACCUUUAGAAAUCCAGAGUUGUUAUUGUUUUGUUAUAUAUUAGAUUAUGUAACGGCAUAAUAACAGCUUCAUGUGUUUGACUUUCCAAAUAAGCAACACACCUAGGCUCAGUCCCAUUUCUUAUAUUUUACCCCUACCGCUCGUUUUCGGUUCUCACCUUGUCCCUUGGAGGGUUGAAAUCUUCCCUCCGAAAUGGGACCUUAAAUAAAACGAGCGUUGCUUCAUUAACAGCUACUAGCGACCCUGCCAGUCUGCAGUGACAGCAGAGGAGGGUAAACUUAUUACUACCCGUCCCUAAAUCUUCAGUAUAUGAAGCUGAGGUCAGCUAUUCAGCUUCUUGUUUGAAUUGUCCCGUUCCACCUUAAAUUGUGUAGCAGUUCUGAGUUGCCAGAAUAUAACUGCUGCACCAUUUAAGGUGGAACGGGAAAUUUAGCUAGCUACCCGAGACAUCAGCACUACUAGUGAUUUUUUUUUUAUGCUUGUUAUGAAGAAAAGGACCAUAAUGCAUUGAAAUGAUAUUAAGCUAAGAUCAUAAAAUGUAUGUAUCCUAAAUUUUAGCUGAUUGGUCUCUUGUGCAGUCAUCUUUUUUUCUCAGAACGCUCUAUUUGGAGUGAGCCUCUGAUCCCGUAGCUCUAACACUUUGCCCUACCCCUCUGUAUCAACAAGAAUCACACAAAAUGUAGGGGUAGGGCUGAGCGGUGGGGGCAAGAGGUGGAAUGAGACUGGGCCGUAGACUCAUAGAUCAUUCGCUUAUUUAGUUUCUAGUCAAAAAAAGCAGAAAGCAUUUUUAACUCUCACACUGAAGCCUCACCAACUAAAUCUAAAGCUCCUCAGAGAACCUGCAGACACGCUUCCACAGUUCAGUCUCAGAAGCUGGUAGAUGAAUUUCUGAAGUAAUCAAACCCGUUCAGUGGUGCUGAGGUCUGGACUCUGGGGUGGUCAGUCCAC
Pygocentrus nattereri (red-bellied piranha) is the source of this 4041-nucleotide messenger RNA. Its product is annotated as protein kinase C-binding protein NELL1. Gene Ontology annotation, molecular function: protein binding; calcium ion binding. The coding region runs from base 47 to 2473 and encodes 808 amino acids. The record is from RefSeq and is a predicted model, not a curated record. The transcript is spliced from 20 exons. NCBI's taxonomy places the organism in Eukaryota, Metazoa, Chordata, Actinopteri, Characiformes, Serrasalmidae.